CCCCUGCUCCCCUAAAGGCAGCUUUGACUGCGUGGGGGUAUUUCCAGCUUUGUGGCUUUCACUUCCACUUCUCCCAGGUGGGCGGAGUGGCCUCCUGUGGACGAAUCAGAUUGCUCCUCCGCCCCAACUUCAGGAGGCGAGCCCGGGGCUUGGGGUCCCAGACGUGCCGCCGCCGCCGCCACAGCAGCAUCCGCAGCAGCAGCAGCAGCAGGACGACUAGGAAAGACCCCAGGCCAGAACCAUGGAGGACCAGCGCGACCUCAUCUCCAACCAUGAGCAGCUGCCCAUGCUGGGCCAGCGCCCCGGGGCCCCGGAGAGCAAGUGCAGCCGUGGAGCUCUGUACACAGGCUUUUCUGUCCUGGUGGCUCUGCUCCUGGCUGGCCAGGCCACCACCGCCUACUUCCUGUACCAGCAGCAGGGCCGGCUGGACAAGCUGACGGUCACCUCUCAGAACUUGCAGCUGGAGAGCCUGCGGAUGAAGCUUCCCAAGCCCUCCAAGCCUUUGAGCAAGAUGCGGGUUUCCGCCCCCAUGCUGAUGCAGGCCCUGCCCAUGGAAGGCCCGGAGCCUAUGCGCAACGCCACCAAGUACGGCAACAUGACCCAGGACCACGUGAUGCACCUGCUCCUGAAGUCUGACCCCCUGGGAGUGUACCCGAAGCUGAAGGGGAGCCUCCCAGAAAACCUGAAGCACCUCAAGAACACCAUGGACGGUGUGAACUGGAAGCUCUUUGAGAACUGGCUGCGUCAGUGGCUCUUGUUUGAAAUGAGCAAGAACUCGCUGGAGGAGACACCCUUUGAGGUUCCGCCAAAAGUACUGACCAAGUGCCAGGAAGAGGUCAGCCGUGUCCCCGCCGUCCACCCGGGCAUGUUCAGGCCCAAGUGCGACGAGGACGGCAACUACAUGCCGCUCCAGUGCUACGGGAGCAUCGGCUUCUGCUGGUGCGUCUUCCCCAACGGCACCGAGGUCCCGCACACCAGGAGCCGCGGGCGCCACAGCUGCAGCGACCCACUGGAGACGGAGGACCUGUCGUCCGGGCUGGGCGUGACCAAGCAGGAUCUCGGCCAAGGUAAGGGCCCUGCCUCCCAGCAGCCCAACCCCAGAGGGGCUGACGUCCCCCAGCACCCAUCUGGCGGAGGAGGCCGGGGGCUGGGGGUCUCAGGGGCUCCGACAGGCAGGCCUUGUCCUCACGUAGGAGGGUGAGGCCACAGGGUGCUGGGGCGGGGGAGCAGGGACAGUAGGGGACCCCAACCCUAAGCCACUGCCCCUCUCUCCAGUCAUCCUGUAAGAGCAGCAGACGCCAGCCCCCAGCCCUGCGUGGCCACAGCUUGCCUGCCCCCCACCCUCCCUGCCGCCCCCACCUGCACCUCAUCCCAUGGGCCUCUGGCACCUGGCUCGCCGUCCUCCCUGGACACCUCACGUCUCUUCAGAAGGCCAAGGAUGAACGACACAGGGAGGCCCUGCUGCCCACAGCUCCAUCCGCUAGCAGGGACACAGGGCCCCGGGGACAGCCCGUGAGCGGGGCUGGUGCCACUCCUGACACCUUGAGCUCCAACAUGGCGGCUGUCCAUGGAUGAGGCGGGCAGGUGCCUGGGGACGGGUCCGCUCGAUCCCAAACCCCCACAAGGACAGCUCUGCUGUCUCCUCCCCUGGUGGCCUCAGCUUCGCUGCCCGUUACCUGGGGAGACGGGCCAAGCCUUUGUGUGUCCCCAGCAUCAGCCACCCACGGCCCCUCCUCACCCCCUGCCCGCCCCACAUCCCUGUGCACAGUCAGGCUCGGCUCAGCCCCUGGCCACGGCUUCUGUGAGAAUAAAAGGUAGUGAGUAGGA
Molecule: messenger RNA, 1827 nt
Organism: Sus scrofa (pig)
Lineage: Eukaryota; Metazoa; Chordata; Mammalia; Artiodactyla; Suidae
Source: RefSeq, a predicted model, not a curated record